GUGUAGCGGGGAGUGUGUGCAAGAAGAGCAGGAAGGGGGGGACGAGGUUGAGUUCAGAGGAGCUGACAGACCGGAGCAGACCUCCUUCAGUCUUACUUCGGUCCUGCUUCUGGUCCUCGUAUCGUGGGCUCGCCAAAACCACCAUCGGCAGCGCGCACCGUGUCCGUUAAAAAAACAACAACAAAAAAACCCCGACGCUUGUCUCGCUGGUGAGAUGGACGUCAUUCCCAUGUGCAGCAUCUUCCAGGAGCUCCAAAUCGUGCACGACACUGGAUACUUUUCAGCGCUACCGUCCCUGGAGGAGUACUGGCAGCAGACAUGUUUGGAGCUGGAGCGCUACCUCCAGAGCGAGCCGUACGUGUCGGCGUCCGAGCUGAAGUUUGAGAGUCAGGAGGACUUAUGGAGCAAGCUGAUGUUGGCGUGCGGCGACAAGAACGCCGACCCCAAGCUCAUCAAGGAAGAGGACGACCCCCAGCACCUGGACGUGGGCUGCUUCCAUUCGGACGCCAGCAGCGAGGCGUCGGACAGCUCCGAGGAGCUCUCCCCGGCCCUCGACUUCCCCUCCGGCUCCUUGGCGGACAUUCUCGGCGACGGCGCCGACGACCUCAGCGCCGUCGUCAUCGGCACGCCGCCGUCCUCGCCCGAGCUGGUCAAGGAGGGCUCGGCGGGCCAGACGUGGGCCGGCGUACAGACUGUGCUGCACGCCGUCGGGAAAGGCGUAACGGGCGGCGGCGGUGCCGGCGCGGAGAGGGCGGUACUCGCCAGCGGGGAGGCGUCGCCUGACGGAAGGAGGCGUGUCCACAGGUGUCUGUUCAAUGGCUGCAGGAAGGUGUACACCAAGAGCUCCCACCUGAAGGCACACCAGCGUACACACACAGGUGAAAAGCCGUACAGGUGCUCGUGGGAAGGCUGCGAGUGGCGUUUUGCGCGAAGCGACGAGCUGACGCGUCACUUCAGGAAGCACACCGGCGCCAAGCCCUUCAAAUGCAGCCACUGCGACAGGUGUUUUUCCCGCUCCGACCACCUGGCGCUGCACAUGAAGCGCCACAUCUAAGGCGGCGUUGGCGUGGAAGGCCCUGCGGGAUGAAUCGGGCGGAUGUUUCCUGACCUGUGCGACAAAGGCGAGGCCGGGGGCGUCCCCCCCCUGCCCUUCGUGAGGGGGGGGGGGGAUCAUGGCGUUCCAUUGAGUGGAAAAGCAGGAAGGAAGAGAAGAAGUCAAGGCAGGCUAUCAUUUGCACCGUGCUCAGUGCCUCGCUGUGGAGACGGCUCUUGAAUGAUGUAGUGAGGACGGGAAGAAACUCUUCUGUAUGGCUUUUUUACCCCCCCACCCCCCACCCACCAUGGAGGAUUAUGGGGGAGUUGUAGGUGUGUGGGGGGGGUGCGUGUGUUUGGACUGUGAUGGAUGCCUGCCAUGGAGCGUGCAUGCGGACGUGCGCGUGAAUGCCGUCUAUUGUCUGCGAAUGAAUGCAGAGAGAAAGCAGAGGUGAAAGGGGCUUGUUUGUUUGUUUGCAACGAAAAAAGUGUGCCCCCUGUGACCUGGAGGUGGAACUACAGCUCCUUGCUAAUUUAGAAAAAGAACAACAAAAAAAAGAAUGAGGCGAAAGGUGUUUUUUUUUUGUUUUUUUGUUUUUUUUUAAGUGCAGCUAAUAAAUGUGCAAUGUAUAACAUAGCCUGUCUGAAAAGAUACACACUAUAAAGCUCAUUUUGUCGUCCGCGCCGUGACGCAAACUACGUACACUCGCAGCGACGCCACUACCUUUUCUUGUUUUUUUAACUUGCUUGUUUGGCACGCGUUUCCAUGACAACCACCGCUGCAAACGUCUGAGAACGACUGCGACGUCACAACUCGGCUGUAAAUAGACGGGAGCUUGCACAUGUAAGUCACACCAAACAACUCGCAAUUCGAUUCAAACUGAUUCUCGCAAUAUAUUAUUCGGUAUAAAACAUUGUCAAACAGGUUACUGAUUAUUAAGAGUGCUGAGUAAGCACGAAUAUCAGCUAAAAAAACAUGUUUUUAUUAAUUGAAUAAUCAAUCCAUCAUUUUCAAGAUUUGAUUUUAUUUUUUUUUUAAGCCAUUAAUAAUUGUCAAGAAUCGAUAAAAAAAAAAAAAAUUGGAUUAAGAAUCACGAUUCCGGUGUAAGUAUUUGAACGCAUGUUUAAAAAACAAAGCAUCACCUUCACAAAAUAAGGCACUUAAGACAAAUCUCCAAAUGAAAAACAAAUGUUCCUGUAGGCAAGAGUCGUCGCCGUCUUAACUCUCGGUGAUGUAUUUUUUCCUAAUCUUUUUUUUUUUUUUUUUUUCUUUGGCAGCAUGCUAACUACUACUCGUAGACUUGGUUACUUUGUACUACUUAGUACACGUUCUCACUGAGCAUAAUUGGCCUGUGAAAUACUCAGUGUUUAUAUAGCAUCCGUACAACUUUUUACAUGGAAAAUAAUCAGAAGUGUCCUAACUUUUUCCACUAAAAGGCCAUGUGCUGAAAAGCCCAAACAUGCAGGGGCCAUUUUUGAUAUUUUUUUAUUUAUUAGAAAAAAAAUUUGAAAAAAAAAAGAAUGUUUUUUUUUAAACAUAUUUUAAAUAUUUAAAGACAAAACUUUGUGUUUUAGGUGACAAAGUGCAUUGUUAUUCAUGUCCAAAUUAAGCUUCUUUUUUUUUGCUCUUUUUUUCCCCUACAUUCUGAAUGCCAUACCGUUCUUUAUUUUAUUUCGACAAUAUGCCGACAAAACUUAUGCUGUUGUCUGCCUCGUUUUAGGGCAAAAAUUGAUGGACUAAACCCGUGACAGAAGAUCCCGUAUUUAUUCAUCUGUGGGUGUUCUCAUACUAUCACCAUAAUUGAUCAAAAAUAUGACCUAAUUUUUACCAUAGUCCUCAUGAUGACAGUUUUCUUUUCCGACAUUUUUUUGUCGUAACGACUAAACCCGGGGUGUCAAACGUACGGCCCGCGGGCUUGAUCCUGUAAAGACGUCAACUUUCCAAAUCAAUCGAGCGAUGAAUUCAAUACAUCAAAAUAUAACUGACCAGUGAGCAUAAAAACGUUGUGACUAUCCCUAUUAAAAACAAACAUUUGACGACAUUCCCUUCAGUAAUUACCCGUAAAAACAUUACAUACCUAUUCCUCAAUUCAUGUAUGCCUACUAUUAUAUUCAUAUAUAUCAAAAGGUGGUCUGUUGGAGUGGAAGUCUGUAACUGACCUCAUGUUGUGCUUCUUCUGACAUCAAACUUGUAAAGACGGAACCAACAGUACUUAGUUGCAACCACUGGUUGCAACUAAGUACUUCACUCCAUUUGAGCUCCAUUGCCUUUGUUAAUUAAAGUUAAAGUACCAAUGAUUGUCACACACACACUAGGUGUGGUGAAAUUCGUCCUCUGCAUUUGACCCAUCCCCUUGAUCACCCCCUGGGAGGUGAGGGGAGCGGUGAGCAGCAGCGGUGCCGCGCCCGGGAAUCAUUUUUGGUGAUUUAACCCCCAAUUCCAACCCUUGAUGCUGAGUGCCAAGCAGGGAGGUAAUGGGUCCCAUUUUUAAAGUCUUUGGUAAGACUUGGCCGGGGUUUGAACUCACAACCUACUCGCCGGUGUUUGAACUCACAACCUACCGAUCUCAUUAUUCGAUUAACUAAUAGUAUAAAUCAAUAUCGGGGCAUAUCAUGUACAUGUAUCAUAUAAAUGCAUGUAGUUUACUUGAUUAUUUUCAACUAAUAAGUCAAUAGCGCAAACCUGUGGUAGUAGAGGCAGACGUGACCUAUACCGGGUUUUAUCCGGUCCGCGGGAAGAGUUUUUUAGUAUAAAAAAAUUAGCUGAAAUUUUUGAAGGAAAGAAACUGCAGUUCUAAAUGUGUCCCACUAGAUGUCACAAUAGCAAUUAUUUGUAUCUCUGUAGAUCAUGGGUGUCAAACUCUGGCCCGCGGGCCAAAUUUGGCCCACCGUGUAAUUUCAUUUGGCCCCUUGAGGCAAUAUCAAAUUAACAUUACAGCUGGCCCGCCAUUUUUUACACUUGCCAACCCUCCCGAUUUUUCUGGGAGAUUCCCGGAGUUCAGUGCCGCUCCCGAAAAUCUCCCGGGGCAACCAUUCUCCCAAAUUUCUCCCAAUUUCCACUCGGACAACAAUAUUGGGGGCGUGCCUUAAAGGUACUGCCUUUGGCGUCCUCUACAACCUGUCGUCACGUUCGCUUUUCCACCAUACAAACAGCGUGCCGGCCCAGUCACAUAAUAUAUGGGGCUUUUACACACACAUAAGUGAAUUCAAGGCAUACUUGAUCAACAUCCAUACAGGUCACACUGAGGGUGGCCAUAUAAACAACUUUAACACUGUUACAAAUAUGCGCCACACCGUGAACCCGUACCAAACAAGAAUGACAAACACAUUUUGGGAGAACAUCCGCACCGUAACACAACAUAAACGCAACAGAACAAAUACCCAGAAACCCUUUCAGCACUAACUCAUCCGUGACGCUACAAUGUACGUUGAUAUUUACCUCAGAAGGCUGCAAAUAGAAAAGAGGCAUUCACUUUUAUUUAAAUUUUAUUUGACAUGCCAUUGAUAUUUUUUAAUUAUUAUUAUUAUUUUAAACUCGAUUUUGCAUGUAACUAUAAAGUUAUAUAAGCCUUGCUUGUUCAAUAUUCAAUUAAAAGGUUAAUUUGCUCAACUUUGGCCCGCGGCUUUGUUCAGUUUUAAAUUUUGGCCCACUCUGUAUUUGAGUUUGACACCCCUGCUGUAGAUGAUGCUACAUAUGUACAAAAAAAUAAAUAAAGCACACUAGUCGAGGAAAAUGAGCAAACUACAUACAUUUUGAUAUCAUUUUUUUAAUCAUUAUGAAUUGCAAAUUAACACUAAUUCAUGUCAUUUAUUCGGAAAGUAUAAAUGACGACAAACAAAGAUAGAAUACUAUUAACCGCAACAUGUAAGUGGAAAAAAAACAACAACAUUAUGAUUCGUACAUUUUCAGAAUGUGCUUGUUCUAUUUUUAAACAAAAGAAAACAAUCCGACGUCUUUAUUUUUAAGUUAUCGUGCCGUGAUUUUACCACUCAGGAGUAGAUUUUUCCCCGUUUGACACCCCUGGACAGUAACGCACACCAAACGAUUUUUUUAUCGUGCAAUUACAUAAUGACUCUCCGAAAAUUGUAUCACCGUUUACAGGCGGACCUUUUCAUUCAUAACGCAUCAUUGCUUGUAACACAAAAAAUUUACGUCGCCAACUAGUGGCCCGGCAUGCAUACUACACUCCUCUUUUCAUAGUUUUGUCAAAAGUCGGGCAAACCUUUUCCCAUGUGAGAAUGUCGUGCAAAAAACGGUCGAUAGGAGAGGUUGGAUGGAGGAGGAGUGGGUUCUUCAAGGCCCACCGAGCAGCUACCCUCAUCUUGUGGAGGAAGACGUACGUCUGGGGAAUACCACUUAACUUUCCUUGGCGAGUGUCCCUCAUGGCGGCUUCUUUUUUUUUUUUUUUUUUAAUUUGUUGUUUGUGUUGUAAAUGCACUGUUGACCUUACUGAUGCCUUACAUAAGUGGCCUUGUCCUCUUCUACACACACACGGAAUAGCUUUACGGCGUACAUUUCCACCUCCCCCGUCACAUUAAAAUAACGACAAUAAUGACGUGUUUUGUAAUGAGUUUUUUUUGUUUCUUGGAGUCAACGUUAAAGCAGGUUCACUACCGUGUAGUGAACGUCGUGGUGGUCGUCCCGCGCGGGGAUUUAUCAAUAAGGUGUGAGUCAGCGUCUCGGCCGCCAGACGACAAGCUCGACGGGUUUAAAAGCGCCGACGCAAAGAACGCGGCGACAGGCCGCCUUCUUGUCACACAAGGAGGCCAUUGUUUGCUUUUUUUUAAUUUUAUUAUUUUAUUUUUUUUUUUACACUAAGAGCUUUUAUAACGAGGGCCUCCAUUUUCAAAGGGGACCAAAAAAAACGUAUGAUGAUGAUAAUAAUAAUAAUAAAAUUGCUUGUGUUUCAUCUUUCGAAUAAAAAGACUUAGAACUGUUCCGGAGGCUAGAAUAUUCUAGUUGUUUUUUUAUUUUAUUUUAUUUUUUUAUUUGCCAUUUGACUUGUCUGUGUCAAACAUGCCAGAAGCUUCCUUUCCUCUUUGUUGCCAUAACGAUGUGUGUCAUUUAUGUAUGAAUGUAUUUUCUAUGGGAAAGUCCAUAAAGAAGCUUUUAUUGGA
Molecule: messenger RNA, 6150 nt
Organism: Nerophis ophidion (straightnose pipefish)
Lineage: Eukaryota; Metazoa; Chordata; Actinopteri; Syngnathiformes; Syngnathidae
Product: Krueppel-like factor 6
Exons: 4
Coding region: 215-1054 (279 amino acids)
Biological process (GO): regulation of transcription by RNA polymerase II
Molecular function (GO): DNA-binding transcription factor activity, RNA polymerase II-specific; RNA polymerase II cis-regulatory region sequence-specific DNA binding
Source: RefSeq, a predicted model, not a curated record